UUAGGUUUUUCCCCCUUCUCGCAUUCAUCUUGAGCUUCGAUUCCCUCCGCCGCCGGAGACGCAGACGCUACGCCAAGGCUCCUCCGUUUCUUGCCGCGCCGGAGCGAGUGGAAGGAGAGGAACAGCACGGGAGAGAGAUGUGGUACCUGUGCGUGUUCUACCACAGGCUCCUGGACUACCGGCGGCCGGAGGUGGAGGCCCUCGCCGAGCUAUUCGCCGGCCCGGGCGCCGGGGAUGCUGUCGAGUGGCGCAUGCCGGAUAACCACCACGUCGACUCCCCCUUCCAUCUCGUCCGCCUCCCCGGCGACGAGCGUCUCGCUGCCCAGGUCGCCAACCGCAGCUUGCUGGUGAAGGGGAUCUACGACCUCUGGGGGCUGGGCACCACCUACGAAGAGCUGGAGAAGUCGGUGAGGGAGUACCCCGAUGAGAGGAAGCUGCCGUACCUGACGCCGGAGAGCACCUUCAAGAUCGUCAUCGACAGCUUCGGCAAAGUGAUCAGCUCCCAAGAGCAGAACGAGAUCAUGAAGGGGCUCACCUACAUACCAUUCAAGGGCCGUGUUAAUUUGAAGAGGCCCGAUCACAAGUUCUUCGUCAUGGAGACUGAUGACUACGGUACGAACAACGGCCUCCCGCCGGUGAUGAAGAGGACGAUAUUCUUUGGCCGGGAGAUUGGAGCAGCAGAUAGGCAUCUCCUGCCUACGUAUCAGCUCAAGAGCAGGACAUACAUCGGCCCUACCGCAAUGGAUGCUGAAAUGGCUUUUCUCAUGGCCAAUCAGGGUCUGGCGCGGCCUGGGAAGCUUGUGUAUGAUCCUUUUGUUGGGACUGGUAGCAUUUUGGUUGCAGCUGCGCAUUUUGGAGCCAUGACAAUGGGUGCAGAUAUUGAUGUAAGGAUUGUGCGUGAUGGUCGUGGCCCAGAUUGCAAUAUUUGGAGCAACUUUGAGCAGUACAAGUUGCCAGAGCCGUUGUGUUUGCUAAGGGCAGAUAACAACCUCCCACCUUGGCGUCCAGGAUUGAAGGAGAUGUUCGACGCAAUUAUUUGUGACCCACCAUAUGGAGUCCGGGCUGGUGGCCGGAAGUCUGGUGGUCGGAAGCUCAUAAAAGGCAUCAAAGGUCCUUACACAGUUCCGGACGAGAAACGGGACAACCACAUCCCAUCAACCGCACCAUACAGCCUCGCCGAGUGUGUCCAUGACCUCCUCGACCUUGCUGCGAGGAUGCUGGUCAUGGGCGGCAGGCUCGUCUUUUUCUACCCGGUCUUGCGCGGUGAAGAUGGCUCUGCCAGCCCACAGUUUCCCGAGCACCCCUGCUUCAAGCUAAUCGCCUCCUGCGAGCAGAUCCUCAGCUUCAGGUACAGCCGGGUCCUCCUCACCAUGGUGAAGGUCGGACCCUACACCCAGGAGGUUGAGAAGAUGGCUGCGGAGCGGCACCGGGAGUUCAGGGAGAACCACCAGAAAUGGAUGGAGGAGGGCAACCUCCACUCUGCCGUGUUCAGCCCUGCGGAGCAGGCGCUGAAUGGGAAGCCUGAUAAGGAGUCGAAGCCCAAGUACAGAGGCAAGUAUGUGUAGCAGUGGGGAUGCUAACUCGUCUUGAAUUUAGUGGAAGAGAAGAAAAUUUUGUUUGUGUUCUGUAUCCUUUCACUUGGAGCCCCCCUGUGCCAAAAUUUAUUAGCUAGAGUGUUAGCAGGAGCUGUAAUUCCAUGUACUACCAUUCCAGAGUUUGGUAUGAGGCCUGUGUUUUCAAUCCUUUUGAUGGAUGAGGAACUGCGAUUGUAACUUAAUUUUGUCUUCUCAACUGUAUUUGGUUAACGGCCUGCCUUGUUAACAUGGCCGUCGGGUGGUAUGUGUUGGCCGUGGUCACUGGAUUUUGCUAAGCUAAGGCUCUAUUUGGAAUACAUGGAAUUUUUU
Molecule: messenger RNA, 1904 nt
Organism: Phragmites australis (common reed)
Lineage: Eukaryota; Viridiplantae; Streptophyta; Magnoliopsida; Poales; Poaceae
Exons: 6
Coding region: 138-1565 (475 amino acids)
Biological process (GO): methylation
Cellular component (GO): cytoplasm
Molecular function (GO): nucleic acid binding
Source: RefSeq, a predicted model, not a curated record